Molecule: messenger RNA, 3089 nt
Organism: Chenopodium quinoa (quinoa)
Lineage: Eukaryota; Viridiplantae; Streptophyta; Magnoliopsida; Caryophyllales; Amaranthaceae
Product: zinc finger MYM-type protein 1-like
Exons: 3
Coding region: 633-3089 (818 amino acids)
Source: RefSeq, a predicted model, not a curated record
CGCAACUUCGCCUCCAUAAUCGAUUAAUCGCCUUCGACCCUUCGUCUUCCUCUUCGCAUAAAUUCAGGUGAGCUGUGAUGCUGUGAUGCUGGCCUGCUGCCCUGUGAGCUUGUGAUUUCAAGCUGUGAAAUGGUGAAUUUGUUAAUUGUUCAAGCUGUGAUACUGCCUGCUGGCCUGCUGCUCGCCUAGUCGGCAGUCGCCUGCUGCCCUGCUCCACUGCUCGAGAGUCGAGAGCGUGCUCUGCGCUCACCGCUCUUCGCUUCGUCGCUUCUUCUAAAGUCUAAUCUCCUAUUCUCAUUUUGCUAGUAAGUUGAUUUCUAAUUUUUAGUUUAAAAUUCUAAUCUUCAAUUUAAUCAAGUCUAAUUAGUUAAUUCUAUUAAACUUUGGUUGAUUUGUUAGUUGUUCACUUCAAGUCUUCAAUCACUUGUUUGUUUGGUAAACUUUGAACCUUUUGUUAAUGAGUAAUGACCUUAAUGUAAUAAUGUUGUUGGGUUUUAGAUGAAAUUUGAACCUUUUUGACCAUGUGAAUAUGUGAUUAUGUGAAUUGUGGUUUGUUUGGUAAAAUGAUCUUUGUAAAUAAUUUUUCUGGGGAAUUUUGCUUGCUUUAGUUGAUUAUUUAUUCAAAUUUCAGAAUGAAGAGAAAACGCACUCCAAAUGAACUGCAAAACAUUACUAGCUUCUUUGCUAAAAAGAAUCCUACUUCAACUUCUCUUCCACAUCCCACACAAAAUGAACAAACUAUAUCUCCACCUCAACAGAGUGAACAAACUAUAUGUCCACCUCAAGAAAGUGAACAACAUUCAUCUCCAUCUAAUUAUUCCACUCAAAAUUCCCCUCAAAAUGAACAAGGCCAAUGUUCUCCUAAUGCCCCAAUCUUUGGUGAAAGAUUAAGUGAACAUGAAUUUGCUAAUAUUCCACAAGAUCCAGGAAAGAGGAGAAAGAUGAGUCAAUUUCAUAAAGAUGAUAGAGAUUUAGUGAGAAGAAUUUACAUUCAAAGAAAGCCUUGUCAGCCCAAAGACUUUAUAUUUCCUCAAACUUCUAUUUUUGGCAAAAACCGUCGCUUUUGUGCUAAGUGGUUUGAUACUUGGACUUGGCUUGAGUAUAGUGUGGAAAAGGAUGCUGCCUAUUGUUUCCCUUGUUAUCUAUUCAAGGAUGAAAAUGCAUUUGGAGGUGAUGCUUUUGUUAGUGAUGGUUUCAAAUCAUGGAAUCGAUCGGAUUUAAUAAGAAAACAUGUGGGUAAGCACACGAGUGCACAUAAUAAUGCAGUGUUAGCUAUGGAUUUGUUCAAGAAGCAAAAGUCAAGCAUCACACAAGCCUUGACAAAACAAACCGCUGAGAGUACAAAUGCAUAUAGGAUGCGACUUGAAGCUUCAAUUGAAUCAAUCCAAUGGCUUUUACUCCAAGGGUUGCCUUUUCGUGGUCAUGAUGAAAAAGAAAGUUCCUUAAGAAGAGGUAACUUUCUUUCACUUUUAUCCCUUAUUUCCAAAGGUAACCCUGAAUAUUCUAAAGUUGUUUUCAAAAAUGCUCCUAGUAAUUGUCAACUUACUUCUCCAAAAGUCCAAAAAGAUAUCAUAAAUGCAUGUGCAAAAGAGACAACUAAAGCAAUGCUUGAAGAUAUUGAUGGUGGUUUGUUUUCUAUCCUUGCUGAUGAGUCCGCUGAUGUUUCUGACAAGGAACAAUUGGCUCUUUGUUUGAGAUAUGUUAAUAGAAAGGGAGAAGUGUGUGAGCGUUUACUUGGUAUUGUGCAUGUUGUAAACACUGCUUCUUUGACUCUCAAAACUGCUAUUGAAUCCUUAUUAAUGGAGCAUUCUUUGUCUUUCUCUCAAGUACGGGGUCAGGGUUAUGAUGGGGCAAGUAAUAUGCAAGGUUCUAUUAAUGGCCUUAGGACUCUUAUAGAGAAUGAGUGUAAAGAAGCUUAUUUUGUCCACUGCUUUGCUCACCAACUUCAAUUGACUCAAGUUGCACUUGCUAAAAAGAAUUCAGAUUGUGCUUGGUUAUUUGUUGAUGUACUUGCACCUCUGUUGAACUUUGUGGGGGGUUCACCAAAAAGGAAAGAGUUUCUUCGUGAAAAUCAAGCUCAAAGAGUGGUGGAUGCUUUGUCUCUAGGUGAACUUGAAACGGGUUCAGGUUUAAAUCAAGAACGUGGAUUAGGUAGACCUUGUGAUACUCGUUGGGGAUCUCACUUCAAGACAAUCUUGAAUGUACUUGACUUAUUCCCUGUAAUCCUUGGUUCUCUUGAGGAUAUUGCAAAAGUAUCUGAUACAAUAGAUUCUAAUAGAGCUCAAACACUUACAAAUCUUCUGAUGUCCUUUGAUUUUGUGUUUGUGGCACACUUGAUGGUUAGUAUAUUUGCGAUAACAAAUGCUUUGAAUGUGGCCUUACAAAAGCACGAUCAAGACAUUGUGAAUGCAAUGGCCAUGGUUAAUGUAACCAAGACUAAUUUGCAAAAAAUGAGAGAUGAAGGAUGGGAUUCUCAUAUGGAACAGGUCAUUUCUUUUAUUGGUGACUAUGACAUUGCAGUUCCAGAUAUGGAGGCUAAAUAUGUUGUUCCCGGGAGGAGGUUGUUUCGAGGUAAAUGCCCACAAGUGUCUAAUUUACAUCAUUUUCGAGUUGAAGUUUUUUUUGGUGUCAUUGAUCUUCAAUUGCAAGAACUUGAAAAUCGAUUUCCCGAAAUAACUAAAGAACUACUUGUGUGUAUGUCUUGUUUGAGUCCUGUGGAUCGUUUUUCUAAGUUUGACAAGGAAAAAUUGAUUAAGCUUGCAAAAUUCUAUCCUAAUGAAUUUCCAAGUUCAGAAUUGAUAGUCUUUGGUCAUACACUUGAGAGUUACAUUUGUUCUGUUAGAGGAGAUAACAGGUUUUGGAAUUUGAAGGGUCUUAGUGAGCUUUCAAUCAAAUUGGUUGAAACGGGAUUGUCUGAAACUCAUGAUAGGGUCUAUUUACUUUUGAAGUUGGUGUUGCUUCUUCCUGUCGUAACGGCAAGUGUGGAAAGGCAUGGAAGAUAUCAUGAAUCGAUAUCAAAACAUGAAAACUCGUCGAGAACUAUUGUAAUUUGUAAUAAGUUUGCAUUACUAUUUAGUUGUCGUUUGUAG